Messenger RNA from Candoia aspera, 880 nucleotides. RefSeq names its product yippee like 3 (gene YPEL3). The transcript has 4 exons. Lineage: Eukaryota; Metazoa; Chordata; Lepidosauria; Squamata; Candoiidae. The coding region runs from base 105 to 464 and encodes 119 amino acids. The record is from RefSeq and is a predicted model, not a curated record.
UCUCGCCUCUUCCUCUCUUUCAGGGAAUCUCCCCCACCCCACCCAGCAUCUCCUCUAGGGGCUAUCUGGUUCUCCACAACUCCCCUGGUGCGACUCCCACCACGAUGGUGAGGCUGUCCAAACCCAAAACUUUUCAAGCCUAUCUGGACAACUGUCACCGACGCUACAGCUGCGUGCAUUGUCGAGCCCACCUGGCCAACCACGAUGACCUCAUCUCCAAGUCUUUUCAAGGAAGCCAAGGACGGGCCUAUCUAUUCAACUCUGUAGUGAAUGUUGGAUGUGGCCCAGCAGAAGAACGCGUUCUGCUGACAGGCUUGCAUGCUGUAGCUGAUAUAUACUGUGAAAAUUGCAAAACCACGCUUGGAUGGAAAUAUGAACAGGCCUUUGAGACAAGCCAGAAAUACAAAGAGGGCAAAUACAUAAUUGAACUGAACCACAUGAUUAAGGACAACGGCUGGGAUUGAAAGCCAACCAUCAUCUUUGGACAACUGUAUGUAGGGGUGGAGCAUAAGAAAUGUCAAAUUUCCGCAAAACCUGCCUCUACCUUCUCAACCAUUGGAUUGCCAUCCCAGUCAUCUCCAGGGCACCUGAGUUGUGAAGGAGGAGGUGGUGCUUCUGCCAAGAGACACAUACCCACAGCUCAGACAUGUUACCUUCCUGUGGCAAAAGGUGGCAGCCCCAGGACAGCGUUAGGCCAGGGACAGUGUGCAAGCAGGGACUGGGGGGUUGGGGGAGGACUACGGCUGGCUCUGUUGUCCAGAGGGAGCCUGUAUUAAGAGAAAUAAGGAGGGGAAAUGUACAAUGCAAGGGGCAAGGGGAAAGUUAGGCGUGUACAGUACUUGUGUGUGUAUGUAUUAUAUAAAUAAAAGUAUUGAAGUGA